AUGACUGAUGUUGAGAAGGUUGCGCCCCCGAGUGACUGGACAAACAACUACGAAGACAUGGGCGGGGAUAUGCAAUGGGGUGAAGAUGGCGAUGUGGCCGAGUUAGUCAAGGGAUAUGGUCUCGACGGCACGGUCAAACCCCUCUUUGCCAUGCAAUCCUACACUGGAGAGGCUAUAUCCCUUUUCGAGCUCAGCAGCAGCCACUACCUCUACAACGCCAUCGAAGGAUCUCUGUACCAGAUUCAUACACCUAAUGACCUUCAGACUAUCGUGACCACGAUUGACGACCCGGACAAGGGCAUGGGCGCGCUCGAAAUUGAGGCCCUCUAG
Molecule: messenger RNA, 330 nt
Organism: Fusarium venenatum
Lineage: Eukaryota; Fungi; Ascomycota; Sordariomycetes; Hypocreales; Nectriaceae
Source: RefSeq, a predicted model, not a curated record